AUGAUCUGUGUAGCCCCAGCAGUGCCACCUGUCAGUGUCCAUCAGUGCCACCUGCCAGUGCCCAUCAGUGCCACAUCAAUGCCACAUUUCAGUGCCUACCAGUGCACAUCAAUACCACAUAUCAGUGCCCAUCUGAGCUGUCUUUCAGUGUCACCCAUCAGUGCCAGUCAGUGUCAUCUAUCAAUACCAGUCAGUGCCACCUAUCAGUGCUUCCAAUCAGGGCCACCUAUCAGUACCAGUCAGUGCCGCCUAUCAGUGCCAGUCAGUGCCACCUAUCAGUGGCCAGUCAGUGCCACCUAACAGUGCCAGUCAGUGCCGCC
Molecule: messenger RNA, 320 nt
Organism: Staurois parvus
Lineage: Eukaryota; Metazoa; Chordata; Amphibia; Anura; Ranidae
Source: the annotation of a GenBank genome assembly